AACAGCCUAUAUAUAUGGUCUUGUAACACAGCUCAGGGAUUCACCAUAAACAAAAAGAAUUUGAACCAACAAAGCAAAACAUGAAAGGCACAUUCACUAACUUGCUUGUGCUCCUUCUCAUUGCACUUGUUUGUGCCAAUGUCGGUGCUAGGAAACUUAUCUCCGAAGAUACCCAAUUCAAGGAUGAAAAAUCUUUCCUCGGAGGCGGUGGCAGCGGUGAUGGCUUAGGGCUUGGCCUUGGUGGAGGAGCUGGUCUUGGUGGGCUUGGGAUUGGGGCUGGGAUCGGCGCGGGAGCCGGACUAGGGUUAGGUGGAGGCGGUGGUGGACUCGGAGGUGGUGGCGGUGGACUCCUCGGUGGAGGCGGCUUUGGGGGAGGAGCCGGUGGCGGACUCGGUGGCCUUCCUUGAACGUAUUGACAAGUGUGCGUGUGAGAGCUGAUUCUCAGCUUAUUACUAAUUAAUUAAGUUACUUUCAUUCUCUUAAUAAAAUCUAGAGGGUUUGAAUUUCGGAUUUCUUCAGCUUUAAUUUAAACUUCAAUAUUUGAACCAAAAAGGUCUUGCUACUAGAGGUAAUGCUCGUAAUCGUAUUAUGUGUAACGCCGGUUCUGAUAUUCUUAAGUGCAAGUGUGGAACGUUUCUCUUUUAUUCACUAUAUAGCAUUACUUUCUUUUUUCUUGUUUAUAUAUCGCUAAACAAAAUGUAUUUUUAAUUUGUUUUGAACAAGUGUAGUUAUAACGCCGAAAAACGAUUGGAAGAAGUAGCAUAUAACAAAACAAGCUUAUAUUCUAUCCGAAGUAGGAAGAGAAAAAGAACUAUAUAUGGAUUGUGAUCAUGACCCCUCCUCAUAUAUAAACAAUGCUAUGCUUACA
Molecule: messenger RNA, 868 nt
Organism: Arabidopsis thaliana (thale cress)
Lineage: Eukaryota; Viridiplantae; Streptophyta; Magnoliopsida; Brassicales; Brassicaceae
Exons: 1
Coding region: 81-407 (108 amino acids)
Source: RefSeq, marked reviewed